GUGCUGGUGGUGGUGCUGGUGCUGGUGUUCAAGUUAGGGGUGGGGAGACCUCCACGUCGCAGAGACUCGAAAGAGAGAGAGACGGUGUAGGCGCGCUCGACCGAGCUAGUCUCUCAGUGUCGUUCCAGCCGUGGCUACGUACGGUCGUAGAACGAGACUCGUGUCGAGAUAUCUCUGUCCACGUUCUCGAACUCUUUCGAGUAUUUUCGCGAUCGGUGGACGAUAUAUAAACGCGCACGCAUCCCAUACACACUUUCUCUAUAUUUCUCUUUGUUGUCUCUGUUUUUGUCUCUCUCCCUAUCUCUCUUUUCUUUCUUUCGUAUUUCAUCGAUUUCUUUCUACAAUCAUCGAAGAUCAUUCCGAUCGGAGUGAUCGAGUAUAUAUUAUCGAGGACACAUGCAUCAUGGGCUAGAUCGAGUACACUUGGCUCGUGGAGAUGCCGAGAGGAAAGACGCGUUCGAAGAAACUGGGUCAGUGGUGUUGAGUGUUCUGUGAUCGUUUAUUCCUCCGGUGAUCGAAAGAGAAAAAUAUAUAACGAAAAGAUAUAAAAAAAAGGGGGGGAUCGAGAUUCUUUUUUUUCUUUGUUUUCUUUUCCUUUUUUUUUUUUCUUUGUUUUUAAGAAGACGUGAAUCCGAUGUGUCUGAUCCUGAGCUAAUAUCCUUGAGGAAUUGGUGAAUAAGGGUGAUAAGGUUCGAUAAGUAGUCUAUUAUUGUAAGAUGAGCCCGGGCUCUCAGGGCACCCUGGAGGUGGAGCGUUACAUCGGUAGCUGUUUGAUAUCGUCGAACGUUCGAAACGGAACGCACAAGGCGAUCCUUGGAAAGAAACAGGAUCAAAACAAUCUGCGUGGGAAAAAUACUAAAGCCUGUUACGGUGGACAGAAUUACGCUAGUGGCGGCGAGCAAUGCUCAAUGCAAUACGGCACGGUUUCCGGUGGUUGGGCAGGUGCUCCACUCAUUUCGAUGACGUCCAGUCCUCGUAGAUGUAAUCAAGGUUUGUCACCUUCGUUGGGACAACAACAGCAACAACAUCAACAAUCGUCCCAGCAACAGCAAUCGCAAGCUUGCGAGCAACAACAACAACAACAACAACAGCAGCAGCAGCAGCAGCAGCAGCAGCAGCAGCAGCUGAACGGACACCUGCACAAAAGUCCCCUCUCCAGACUAGCCAUUCACACGCAGGGAGCGCCGUUGAUUCUCGCCGGUCGAUUUCACAAUCGAGGAAAAAUACACACUGGCAACGCCGUCGGCCUCGGCAACGGCGUUCCCAGCAGCAGCCUCGCGGUUGGUGGUUACGUUCACGCUAAUGGAAACUCAUCGGCGAUGAACGGUACGAUGAACAGUACGAUGAACGGUUCAACGAGCGGACCUACGCGAUGUCCAGCGCCACCACGACCCAGGAGACCAAUGGAAUCUACGAAAAAGGUUCAAACAGGAAAUGGAAAGGGGGAUUGUUCGAACGUCUCUAAAGAUUCUACGGGGACAAAUAUUGCGAAUAUCGAUUCGUUGAGUAUCGCUAGCGACGAAAGUUCCGGAUCGAACAAUUCUGAGAAUAGUCUACCCCGCAUCAUAAAACCACGGAAGCGUAGAAAGAAGGAUAGGAAACCUCCGAACGGAGGGAUAACAACGUCAUCGACGGAUGGAAGUUCGACGACAACGACGACGACAACGACGAUAACGGCGGUGGCGACGACGACGACGACGACUACGACGACGACGACGACGGCAAUGGCGACGAAAUCGGAUGAACCUCAGCAGCAACGAACGAGUCCUAACGCCGUUAACGAACAGUCAGGCGUCGUUAUGCCGUUUAAACCUUACGUAUCGUCUAGCUGUUACGAUCAUCAAAGAUACGAAAGUGGAUCGGCUCAACAGAGAAACCACAGAAGACCACCGAUCGGUAGGGAAAGUGUUUACGGCUCUUGUCGAGCGCAGGUGUCCUCCGUGCAGGCCAUUGCCGACAUCAGGCAACAGAGGUACGCGCAUCGGCACGUGCAAGUGAAAGUGCUGGACGACAACAGAAACGUCGUCGUGCCCGGCACGAUGCGAGCGAUUCAGUCGAAAGCUUAUAGGCCGCACAGUCAUCAUCAUCAUCAUCAUCAUCAUCAUCAUCAUGUAGUUAGCAGCAACAAUAACAACAACAACAAAAACAACAACAACAGCGGCAACAACAACAAUAAUAACAAUAAUAACGUUGUGUCUCGUUACAUACAUCAGGAUUACAACGACGCUACGGCAACCUGCGAGGACGGUUUUACCGACGGAUUGGGACUUUGUCAGUGUCGUUAUUGCGAUCCUUCUGGAUUAAUUUGGGACGUAGAUCAAAACGGAUAUUCCCCUUAUCUAACCGCACCAUCGUGUAACGAUUUUUGCCCUGCCAAUCACCAAUAUCCUCAACAGGCACCAACGAUGUUUCUGUCGCGUGGCUCGUCUCUCGGUUGUCAAGAUCGACAGCAACACCAACAUCAGCAUCAUCAGCAACAUCAACAUCAACACCAACAUCAACAUCAACACCAACAGCAGCAAGUAACAAUCGAGAGAUUAUUUGACGCGGAAUGUUCGCGUAUAACGCGACCAGAACGCGAUGGCUCUAGCACGGUAAUCCUAAGGCGUAGCUGGAGCGAUCCAACUAGCUACUUCAGCGAAGAGAUUACCGCACCCAGCAGAGACGUCGGCGUGAUUGGUGACAGAGGUCAAUCGGAGAACGGCAAACGUUGCGGAGGAACGUUUUGGCACGGUGAUACGACGGCAUCCGCUGGCAUGGCCAACGGCACAGCAAACGUAUCUUCAUCGAACGGUAACUUGGGUAAUUCAGCUAGCUCGCCCUCUUCUAAGGGCCUCGAGGUCUCCACGGAAAUUGUUACUUCGCCGAACGGUCAUCGGGACUUGGAAAUCAAGUUUUAUUCUCCAUCGCCAAAUGCACCGUCGGCAACAAAUGCGAUCGAGGAAGACAAGUCGAUAUUCGUCGAGGAAGACGAGGAAGAUUUCAAUGAUAUUUGGAGUUAUCACGAGUCGAAAUUGCAAAAGGAUUUUCGAAGUUUAUUACAGGCGGAAGAGUGAAGAGGAUAAAAAUUAUGGGACGGGCAUGAUCUAAUCUGGUGUUUUAGUUACUUUUAAAGAUCAGAGAGAAAGAGAGAGAGAGAGAGAGAGAGAGAGAGAGAGAGAGUAAUAGAGAAAGAAAAAAAUGAGAAGGAGAGAGAGAGAGAGAGUAAUAGAGAAAGAAAAAAAUGAGAAGGAGAGAGAGAGGGAGGGAGAGAGAGAGAGAGAGAGAGAGAGAGAAAGAGAUAAAGAGAGUAUAAAUGAAAGGCCUAUUUCAAGGGGCCAUGAGAAAAUGAUGCUCGACGAGACUCGACUUAGGUAGCGAUCGUGAAAGCCAGUAACGACGAACAGAGAAAAAGCAACGAAACGACGCGUGCCGAACGGCGCGAAGGAGUAGUAGUCGCUUGGUGGGGAGGAGAGAGUUCCUCCUAACGGUGCAAGUAGUAUACACGUAGUGUACGUGACAAGCCUACACGGAGAGGACGGACGACGACUACGACUACGACGACCAUGACGAAGAAGAAGACGAAGAGAAGACGACAAUGACAAUGACGAUGUUCGUUCGUUCGUUCUUUGAUUGCGAACUUUUCGUCAUAGUUUGGCCUCCUUGGGAGAAGAUAUAAUAAAAAAGAAAAUCCAAAAAAGAAAAAGAAGGAAGGAUAAUGCAUAUAAACAUUUAUACAUACAUAUACAUAUAUAUAUAUAUAUAUAUAUGUAUAUGCGUAUAUUUACCCAUAUAUAUGUAUAUAUGCGUGCAUACAUUUACAUAUGUAUAUAUAUAUAUAUAUAUAUAUAUAUAUAUAUAUAUAUAUAUGUAUAUGUAUGAAAAUCCUUGUUUAUGUCGUUAAAUUAUCACUGUGUUAUUCGAAAAGGGAAAGAAAGCAAGACAAAAAAAAAAUACAGCAAAAAGGACAAAAAAAGAAUAUAUAUAUAUAUACAUAUAUAUAUAAAAGAAAAAAGAGCGAACACUUUCCAAGAAAGAAAACACUUCGCUUAGACUUUCACCGUUAACGAAUCCAAACGAGAACGAAACGGUGUUUAAAACGUGAUCUAGUGAUUAAUCGACGAAACGAUUAAGCGAAUGGUCCGGAAUCGCCCCAAGAGGAACAAACGCGCAGCCUCGCCUGUGUCGCCGCCCCGCCCCGCCCCGCCCCACCCUACCCUACCCUACCCUACCCUACCCGCCCUUAUCCCUUCCGCCCUUCCACCCUACCGAGAAUUCACGAAUCGCAUCGUGCAGUCUAACCCGUUUAUAUAUACUACUUUCUCAGUCCUCGUUGUUGUCUCUCUCUCUUUGUUGGCGCUAAUUGUCGAUCUCUUUGUGAGGGAACAAAUUAGACGUUCUUUUUCUUUUUUUUUUUCUUUUUCUUUUUCUUUUUCUUUUUUCCUUCUUCUUUUUUCUUGUCCGAUCGUUCGUUGUGAUGUUUCUUUCUUUCUUUUUUUACUUUAUUUUAUUUCAUUUUAUUAUUCUUUUUUAUUUUGUUUCUUUCUCUCUUUUUUCUUUUCUUUCUUUUUUCUUUUCAUUUUUUUUCUUUCUUUCUUUUUUCUUUUUUUUUUUUUUUUUUUUGGUCAUUUGUUUUUCUACAAGCAAACACGAGAAAAGAGAUCUCCGACGACAUUCGAAAGUCGAUUAAUUUCGUUUAUUGAGAUCGGAUUAUAAUUGUACGUCGGAAGGGUGGAUGGUCUCUUAGCGUUAAUUAUCUUCUCCCUGAUCGUUCAGGUGUCACACGCAAGACUAUAUAUAUAUAUAUGUGUAUAUAUAUAUAUAUAUAUAUAUAUAUACACACAUAUAUAUACAUAUAUAUAUGUAUACAUAUAUGUUUAUGUAUAUGUAUAUGUAUAUAUAAAUAUGCAUAUGUAUAUGUAUCUUAAAAUUAGAAUAAAAAGUCGGCCCACGGAUUUACACGUGUAUAAACGUAGAACGUAACGUUUUCGUAAACGAAUCGAUCGAAUUUAAAAUCACAUUAAACGUGAUCAAGUUCUUUCCCUUUCGUAAAGUAAAUCCGUGCCGGACGAUUUCCGAUCAUCGAACUUUUGCGACGAGUUCCCGACGAAUUCUCUCGAGAUUUUCGCCCUUUUCUACGCGUCUUACAAGGAUAAGAAAGGGUUUGUGUGUUGCGAAAAAGAUAGAUAGACAGAGACAGGAAGAAAGAGAGAGAGAGAGAGAGAGAGGGAGAGA
Messenger RNA from Vespa crabro (European hornet), 5214 nucleotides. RefSeq names its product probable serine/threonine-protein kinase DDB_G0267686. The transcript has a single exon. Lineage: Eukaryota; Metazoa; Arthropoda; Insecta; Hymenoptera; Vespidae. The coding region runs from base 717 to 3056 and encodes 779 amino acids. The record is from RefSeq and is a predicted model, not a curated record.